Rotaria sp. Silwood2 is the source of this 318-nucleotide messenger RNA. NCBI's taxonomy places the organism in Eukaryota, Metazoa, Rotifera, Eurotatoria, Philodinida, Philodinidae. The record is from the annotation of a GenBank genome assembly.
AUGCCGUGGAGAUGCGCCACAUGCGGUGCGACUAUACCACCGUUUAAUAUUCAGUUUUGCCCUAGUUGUGGACAGGAACUCCGUAAACCAGAAAACGAUUCAGCAUCAACAAUUAAUAAAACCCAUGCUACAGACAGUCAUUCAAAACAGUAUCGUGUCUGUUCAUAUACAAGUCUUUAUGUAGAAUAUUUUCGAUCUUCAGAAUGGGAUCAAUCUUUAUUUGAUCGACGUUUUAAUCAUUGCUACUGUUCAGGUUGUUAUCUCGAGUCUUGGAGUGAUACUGUUGAAGUGACCGGUUCCGUUUACGUUAUUGCAUGA